Messenger RNA from Mytilus trossulus (common blue mussel), 3699 nucleotides. RefSeq lists its product as uncharacterized. Bases 1 to 3699 code for a protein of 1232 amino acids. The record is from RefSeq and is a predicted model, not a curated record. The transcript has 5 exons. Lineage: Eukaryota; Metazoa; Mollusca; Bivalvia; Mytilida; Mytilidae.
AUGGCUCUAGCUGUCAACACUAUAAGCCUCCUCCAUCGAAUCUCAAACCAAAGUUUGGAAGCCAACCGUACGUGUCUCGAUAACCCACCUCCAUCAAUCUCAAACCAAAGUUUGGAAGCCAACAGUACGUGUCUAGAUAACCCACCUCCAUCAAUCUCAAACCAAAGUUUGGAAGCCAACAGUACGUGUCUAGAUAAACCACCUCCAUCAAUCUCAAACCAAAGUUUGGAAGCCAACAGUACGUGUCUAGAUAACCCACCUCCAUCAAUCUCAAACCAAAGUUUGGAAGCCAACAGUACGUGUCUAGAUAACCCACCUCCAUCAAUCUCAAACCAAAGUUUGGAAGCCAACAGUACGUGUCUAGAUAAACCUCCUCCAUCAAUCUCAAACCAAAGAUUGGAAGCCAACAGUACGUGUCUAGAUAACCCACCUCCAUCAAUCUCAAACCAAAGUUUGGAAGCCAACAGUACGUGUCUAGAUAACCCACCUCCAUCAAUCUCAAACCAAAGUUUGGGAGCCAACAGUACAUGUCUAGAUAACCCACCUCCAUCAAUCUCAAACCAAACGUUUGGAAGCCAACAAUACAUGUCUAUAGACAACCCACCUCCAUCAAUCUCAAACCAAACGUUUAGAAGCCAACAAUACAUGUCUAUAGAUAACCCACCUCCAUCAAUCUCAAACCAAACGUUUGGAAGCCAACAAUACAUGUCUAUAGACAACCCACCUCCAUCAAUCUCAAAUCAAACGUUUAUAGAAGCCAACAGUACAUGUCUAGAUAACCCACCUCCAUCAAUCUCAAACCAAACGUUUGGAAGCCAACAAUACAUGUCUAUUGCCAACCCACCUCCAUCAAUCUCAAACCAAAGUUUGGAAGCCAAUAGUACGUGUCUAGAUAACGCACCUCCAUCAAUCUCAAACCAAACGUUUGGAAGCCAACAAUACAUGUCUAUAGACAACCCACCUCCAUCAAUCUCAAAUCAAAGUUUGGAAGCCAAUAGUACGUGUCUAGAUAACCCACCUCCAUCAAUCUCAAACCAAACGUUUGGAAGCCAACAAUACAUGUCUAUAGAUAACCCACCUCCAUCAAUCUCAAACCAAACGUUUGGAAGCCAACAAUACAUGUCUAUAGAUAACCCACCUCCAUCAAUCUCAAACCAAACUUUGGAAGCCAACCGUACGUGUCUAGAUAACCCACCUCCAUCAAUCUCAAACCAAAGUUUGGAAGCCAACAGUACGUGUCUAGAUAACCCACCUCCAUCAAUCUCAAACCAAAGUUUGGAAGCCAACAGAACGUGUCUAGAUAAACCACCUCCAUCAAUCUCAAACCAAAGUUUGGAAGCCAACAGUACGUGUCUAGAUAACCCACCUCCAUCAAUCUCAAACCAAAGUUUGGAAGCCAACAGUACGUGUCUAGAUAACCCACCUCCAUCAAUCUCAAACCAAAGUUUGGAAGCCAACAGUACGUGUCUAGAUAAACCACCUCCAUCAAUCUCAAACCAAAGUUUGGAAGCCAACAGUACGUGUCUAGAUAACCCACCUCCAUCAAUCUCAAACCAAAGUUUGGAAGCCAACAGUACGUGUCUAGAUAACCCACCUCCAUCAAUCUCAAACCAAAGUUUGGGAGCCAACAGUACAUGUCUAGAUAACCCACCUCCAUCAAUCUCAAACCAAACGUUUGGAAGCCAACAAUACAUGUCUAUAGACAACCCACCUCCAACAAUCUCAAAUCAAACGUUUAUAGAAGCCAACAGUACAUGUCUAGAUAACCCACCUCCAUCAAUCUCAAACCAAACGUUUGGAAGCCAACAAUACAUGUCUAUUGCCAACCCACCUCCAUCAAUAUCAAACCAAAGUUUGGAAGCCAAUAGUACGUGUCUAGAUAACGCACCUCCAUCAAUCUCAAACCAAACGUUUGGAAGCCAACAAUACAUGUCUAUAGACAACCCACCUCCAUCAAUCUCAAAUCAAAGUUUGGAAGCCAAUAGUACGUGUCUAGAUAACCCACCUCCAUCAAUCUCAAACCAAACGUUUGGAAGCCAACAAUACAUGUCUAUAGAUAACCCACCUCCAUCAAUCUCAAACCAAACGUUUGGAAGCCAACAAUACAUGUCUAUAGAUAACCCACCUCCAUCAAUCUCAAACCAAACUUUGGAAGCCAACCGUACGUGUCUAGAUAACCCACCUCCAUCAAUCUCAAACCAAAGUUUGGAAGCCAACAGUACGUGUCUAGAUAACCCACCUCCAUCAAUCUCAAACCAAAGUUUGGAAGCCAACAGAACGUGUCUAGAUAAACCACCUCCAUCAAUCUCAAACCAAAGUUUGGAAGCCAACAGUACGUGUCUAGAUAACCCACCUCCAUCAAUCUCAAACCAAAGUUUGGAAGCCAACAGUACGUGUCUAGAUAACCCACCUCCAUCAAUCUCAAACCAAAGUUUGGAAGCCAACAGUACGUGUCUAGAUAAACCACCUCCAUCAAUCUCAAACCAAAGUUUGGAAGCCAACAGUACGUGUCUAGAUAACCCACCUCCAUCAAUCUCAAACCAAAGUUUGGAAGCCAACAGUACGUGUCUAGAUAACCCACCUCCAUCAAUCUCAAACCAAAGUUUGGGAGCCAACAGUACAUGUCUAGAUAACCCACCUCCAUCAAUCUCAAACCAAACGUUUGGAAGCCAACAAUACAUGUCUAUAGACAACCCACCUCCAUCAAUCUCAAAUCAAACGUUUAUAGAAGCCAACAGUACAUGUCUAGAUAACCCACCUCCAUCAAUCUCAAACCAAACGUUUGGAAGCCAACAUUUGGAAGCCAACAGAACGUGUCUAGAUAAACCACCUCCAUCAAUCUCAAACCAAAGUUUGGAAGCCAACAGUACGUGUCUAGAUAACCCACCUCCAUCAAUCUCAAACCAAAGUUUGGAAGCCAACAGUACGUGUCUAGAUAACCCACCUCCAUCAAUCUCAAACCAAAGUUUGGAAGCCAACAGUACGUGUCUAGAUAAACCACCUCCAUCAAUCUCAAACCAAAGUUUGGAAGCCAACAGUACGUGUCUAGAUAACCCACCUCCAUCAAUCUCAAACCAAAGUUUGGAAGCCAACAGUACGUGUCUAGAUAACCCACCUCCAUCAAUCUCAAACCAAAGUUUGGGAGCCAACAGUACAUGUCUAGAUAACCCACCUCCAUCAAUCUCAAACCAAACGUUUGGAAGCCAACAAUACAUGUCUAUAGACAACCCACCUCCAUCAAUCUCAAAUCAAACGUUUAUAGAAGCCAACAGUACAUGUCUAGAUAACCCACCUCCAUCAAUCUCAAACCAAACGUUUGGAAGCCAACAAUACAUGUCUAUUGCCAACCCACCUCCAUCAAUCUCAAACCAAAGUUUGGAAGCCAAUAGUACGUGUCUAGAUAACGCACCUCCAUCAAUCUCAAACCAAACGUUUGGAAGCCAACAAUACAUGUCUAUAGACAACCCACCUCCAUCAAUCUCAAAUCAAAGUUUGGAAGCCAAUAGUACGUGUCUAGAUAACCCACCUCCAUCAAUCUCAAACCAAACGUUUGGAAGCCAACAAUACAUGUCUAUAGAUAACCCACCUCCAUCAAUCUCAAACCAAACGUUUGGAAGCCAACAAUACAUGUCUAUAGAUAACCCACCUCCAUCAAUCUCAAACCAAACGUUUGGAAGCCAACAAUACAUGUCUAGAUAA